Messenger RNA from Misgurnus anguillicaudatus (oriental weatherfish), 2056 nucleotides. RefSeq lists its product as uncharacterized. Gene Ontology annotation, cellular component: membrane raft; plasma membrane. Lineage: Eukaryota; Metazoa; Chordata; Actinopteri; Cypriniformes; Cobitidae. Gene Ontology annotation, biological process: T cell receptor signaling pathway; intracellular signal transduction; negative regulation of T cell activation. The record is from RefSeq and is a predicted model, not a curated record.
GCGAGAUCCAGAUGCCAACGGAAUGGGCACCGCGCUGUCAUAUGGUUACUGUCGCCGAUGCUCGAGAAAUGACUGAGGUUUGAGGAGGCACCGAGACUCAACGGUGACGUGGUUAACCAAACCUCGACUUGGAUUAACCCAUCUGUGCGUUUGCACCUUUUGCCUGUGAGCGACGCGUAACGCGCAGGGACAAUGGGAAUGGUCAGAGGUUGCGAAGAGGACGCCAAAUGCCAUGCCGCACACAUGUCCUCCCUAACAUACGAAUCCAGGCUCAACGCAGGUUAUUGAUUAUGCUCGAGGUGUUCCGGGGUGCCAGACGUUUCAGCAGCAGCAGAGAGUCCAGCGAGGUGGAUGCUGCGCGGCGACGCGCCCCCUGAAUCCCUAAACUGAAUCUCACAGACAGUGUGACCGUUCGAGCGCGUGUGCAUAUGUGUGUGCACGUGUGGGGGCGAGAGUGAAAGUGUGUGUGUUGGCACUUCCACAUGGCCUCCAUGCAGGACGGGGUGAACUUCUCAACUCAUCCCUACAGCAAAGUACUGCUGCUGGGGGCCAUCGCCGCAGCCUCUGCCUUCGUCGUCACCAUCAUCAUCGUUGUCCUGUGCGUUGGCUGCCAGAGGAAGGGGAAGACGCACAAUGGCCCUGGAGAGGAGAGGAAGCACAGACUCAUGGACAUGAGUAUACUGCGGCAGUCCAAGCUGCGAUCCAUCAGUAAGUCAGACACCAAGCUUCAUGAGAUGAACAGACUCAACUGCAAUGGCAAGAAAUCUUCAAAGAAGAACCGUCCCGCCAGCAUGGAUCUACUUUUGCUUCCCAGCCGUCGCUCAAACUCAGACCUGCGUUCUCAGGGCCGCCAGCUGCCUCAGAUCCCCUCUGGCGAGGAUGGGGAACACACAUACGCCGAGGUGGGCCGCCGUUCCUCUCCAACGCGCGGUGCUGAGGACGCCCGCUAUGGCGUCGGAGGUCGAGCUGGAGAGACGGACACACCCGCCCCACCGGCAGUCCCUGCUAACACUCCAGCCCCACCUGAUCCUGAUGGAGACUGCUUAGAGGGUGGGAUGCCAGAGCCAGAAGCCCUCCCCCAGGUGGUGAACACGCCCCCUCAACCCCAGGAGACAGUGGAGUACGCCUGCAUCAGGAAGGUCAGGAGAGCGGACAAAGCGGCCCAGAAGAGGGACAAUGGAACGGACACAGAAGACGGUCUUGGACAGCAACAACGACACAGCAGUGGGGAAAUCCGACAUGCCCCUCCCACUCACCAAGCCCCGCCUCCUCCACACCCACACAGUCAGAAAAUGCCAAGGAAAAAUUUGGAUGCAUUCAACGUUCCCUCUUUUCCUAAGGAGGCAGUGUUUAUGGGAAAUGGAGAGCAGUAUAUAUGGAAACCUCCGGAGGAUGACGACAUCAUCUUCCAGCACAAGCAGAUGGGUAUGCUGAGCUCUCACAUGGCAGAGAACAUGGCAGCAUCUGCAGCAGGGAUCACAGAAAUGUAUUCCAAGGUCUGCAAAACAGGCAAGAAGAAGCGAGGCAUGCCCGGCUCACCCCCAGCCCCAAGGGACAUCAGUGGUUAUAGGACCUUGGCUCGCGUUGACCGCGGUGACCGUGAUGGGGGUUUUAGCGUGGUAGUCAAACCCCAGACGUGGGCCCCGCAGGAGGGCAAAGGCUCCAGAGUUCCCCCUGGCUGCAUGGAGGACCACUGCUACGAAGCCAUCAGCACAGAGGAAACAGACCUGGCUUAUGAGACCAUGGAGGGUGGGGGCGGUUGGAGGCGUGACAGGCCUCCGCCCAACGCCAGCGCUACCUUGCGGCCCAAACGAAAAAGACCCCAGCAGCCCCUGCAGCAACCGCCUCCGCCCCCUCCACCGCCUCAGCAGAACCCCAAACUGCAGCAUCAUACGGCAAAAGGCCUGGUGAUUCCUGGGGAGAGCCUGUAUGAGAGCAUCCCUGAUCUGAAGCAGGGCUCGACCACCUCCAGCACAACCACAAUCUUUACUUUUAACGAUGGCAUGGAGAUGUACGUCACUGGCCUGUAGGGGGAGCUAUGAUAAACUUUUAUCUU